AUGUCCGACCAGUUGCACAUCACCGACGCCGAUGCAGUGUGGCUCCUCGAAUCCCUCCCCGUGCUACAGCCCGUCCGCGUCCGCCGCAGCGCCGAGGGCGGCGAGCACAUUGUCUGGUUCGUCAAUGAGGACAUGAUCCUGCGCGUUCCCGCCUUGCAGGGCGCAGACUUGGGAGCCCUGCGUCGAGAGAAGGACAUGCUCGACAUGCUCCGCGCGGAGGCCGACUUGCACGCGCCAGAAGUGAGGGACGCCCUUCCGGAAAUCCUUCAGCUGGGCGUCGCAGCGCAAGGGGGCGGAGGAGGAGGAGGGUGGCCGUACUCGCUGUAUCGCAGGGCGGGGGGCGUGUCGGCGGAGGAAGUUCCGGGCGCUGUCACGACGGAGACUGAGCGAGGCCUGGCGGCGUUUCUGGCCUUGCUGGGACGUCCGUCUGUACAGCAAGCGGCGUCGAGACUUGGGGUGCCGCGUGGUGAAGACGUGCACGAGGGGGGUCUCACCAGCGACGCGCUGCGGGCAUGGCGCCGGUUGCGAGAAAACAACCAGCUCGGAGAUCUGUCCGAUAUGGACCUCGAAGGCUACCUCACGGCAGCCAUAGCAACACCAAAGCCGGAGGCAGCAGCAGAGCAGGAGGAGCAGCCGGUGUUCUCGCACGCGGACCUCAAGGGCGAGCACAUCUUCGUCGACGCCGUGACGGGCCGGCUCACCGGCAUCAUCGACUGGAGCGACGCGCGGGCGGCGGCGCACCCGGGCACGGACAUCGGCGGACUGGCCAUCUCGAUUGGGGCUGCGGCGGCGGGGCGGGUCGGCGGCGGGGCGGGGCGCAGUCCGGGGACAAUCCGGAGGGGCCUCCGGGUCGCGCGGUGCGAGGCCGUGGUGCUGCUGGACGCGGUGCUCAACGGCGGGGACGACUCGCCUGAGGGGUUGGUGAGGCGGCAGCUGGGGCGGGUGCUGGAGGGGGUGGGCGAGCGCCGUGGAAGCUGA
Molecule: messenger RNA, 978 nt
Organism: Purpureocillium lilacinum
Lineage: Eukaryota; Fungi; Ascomycota; Sordariomycetes; Hypocreales; Ophiocordycipitaceae
Source: RefSeq, a predicted model, not a curated record